Vigna radiata var. radiata (mung bean) is the source of this 348-nucleotide messenger RNA. Its product is annotated as non-specific lipid-transfer protein A-like. NCBI's taxonomy places the organism in Eukaryota, Viridiplantae, Streptophyta, Magnoliopsida, Fabales, Fabaceae. Gene Ontology annotation, molecular function: lipid binding. The transcript is spliced from 2 exons. Gene Ontology annotation, biological process: lipid transport. Gene Ontology annotation, cellular component: membrane. The coding region runs from base 1 to 348 and encodes 115 amino acids. The record is from RefSeq and is a predicted model, not a curated record.
AUGAAGAGAGUGUCAAGUUUGAUUGUAUUAGUUCUGAUAGUUGCAGCCAUGAAGCCUGCGAAUGGAUUCAGCUGUGUGGAAGCAAAACUUUCAUUGUUGGCAUGCUUACCUUUUCUCACCAGCAGUCAAGAUAGUCCUUCAAGUGCUUGUUGUAAUGCAGUGAGUAAUGUGAGAGCGUCAGCACCUACCAAACCUGAACUUCGUGAGGCAUGUCAAUGUCUUACGGCAGCCGUCGGUGAAUUUCCAAACCUUGACAAAGAUAGAGCCAUUCAACUUCCUAAACUAUGUAACGUUGAUGUUGGUUUUCCCCUCACCAAAGACAUCGACUGUAACAAGAUCUUUCUUUGA